Molecule: messenger RNA, 963 nt
Organism: Physcomitrium patens
Lineage: Eukaryota; Viridiplantae; Streptophyta; Bryopsida; Funariales; Funariaceae
Source: RefSeq, a predicted model, not a curated record
GUAUGAUAACGAAUAGGGCAGAACAGGAGGACGUCCGCGGCCGGGCGCACAUCACGUGAGGAAUCACAGUUGCGCCCUUACGUCAUCAGUAUCUCGCAGAUCCAGUUCCCACAGAUGGAGGACAUCAAGGCAUCAUUGUCCAUGUACUUGGAUAAGCUCGACCGGCGUGCCGAUGACGAUGACGAGACCGACCCGCGGUUGAUUUAUGGAACCUCGUGGAAGUUUUUUGACCCAGAGGAGCUCGAGGCAUGGAGUCUAGCUAUGAUUCCAUUCACGCAAGACAUCCAGUUUUUGUUCAAAUUCAAGAAAAGCCAAGCAUUCUUGAAGCUCAAGACAGUAGAGCGGGUAAAGGAUGUCGAGUACUUAGACGGCGACAUGAUCCUGGUGAAGUGCGUAACUACCGGAGUUUUGAUAGAUCCCACAGAUGAAUAUCACUUCACAAUUCUCAUACCCUCGAAGCAGAUCCCCUUCAUAAUGUCUCCCUUCCUCGAAAGCCUCGAGCCCACUGAAUACAGCGGAGAGGUGAAGCAACUCGAGGCAAAAAUCGACAGGGGGGACUACAACGAGAAGGACGGGUCCCCAGCUUUUGGCAAGCGGCUCUGCACUAAGAUAAAUUCACUUCUGCAAGAUUUCUCCGUCAUCAAAGCCGGGGAAAAGCGAAGCCACGGUACAGGGCGAGGAUCGACGAGAAGUAGAAGUAGCCCCAUUGCGCCUUCUGGAGAUCGCCGAGCGGCUUCGGGCAGCUCCCAGGUGUCGGAGGUUCAACAUCCGACCCUUGCUAAUGUGAUGACCGACAUUCCGUCGUCGUAUGAACCCCAGAGUAAGCCCGACUUCAAGCACAUCUUCGCAGUGUACAAGAAGUUCUGGUCAGAGUGCGAAGAUGCAUACAUCUUCGGGGUCAAUACAAAGAAGGGCAUCUCCAUAGAUAAACUCAUUGGUGCACCUACGAAGUUCAACAUUUGA